AUUAAUCAAUGUUACCUAAUUCAUACGUCCAAUCUAUGUACAUAAAUCCACAGUAGUAAGUAGCGCCUUUACCUUUUGGAUAUAAUACAAAUACACCGAGUAUCUUUUAAAUACUUAUUUUAAGCUAAACCUGUAUAUCAACCUUAACCACCAAUUGAAACAGAAUAUUAAAGUAUCUAUAUAGUCUAGUUAUUUAGUGAAAGUGUAACCUGAGCCAUAAAGAGAGUAAAUUAUUGUGUAAUAACCGAUAUAAAAUAAAACCAUAAGUGUAGUAAAACCUAAGAAAUAUUCUUAUGUAAUCGUUAAAUUUGAAUUUUUAGUUGAUAGAUUGGUUACUAUACAUAUUACCAAUAGCAUUCUUUAUAAUAAUUCUUCUUAUUAUGGCAUUACUCUUUGCUUCUAAAGUGAAACAUUUCAAUCCAGAAGGUGCACAUAACACAUUAGAAACUCUAAAAAAUAAUAUGUAAAUGGCCCCAAUUGAGGAUAUUGUAGUAGCAACUCAUUCAACUGCUGCAUCAGCUCUUAAUAUGUUAUCAUAUUUUACUCAUGAUGUUGUUGAAUGUCCAGAUGGAUAUGGAAGAACUCAUUUAGGUUAAUGGGAUGGAGUAUAAUCUGGAUGUAUUUGUGAAAAUGGAGAGAUUAGUCAUUCUCUCACUUGUUUCUACAAAUCUAAUUGUAAAAAGGUGAAAUCUCAUGAUUCUGUAUUAUUUACAACAUGGCAAUAAAAAUAAUAUUGUACUAAAAUAUUUACAGAAUGGAAACCAUUACAAGGUGCUGCAUGUGAAACUUCUUACUAAUAGUGUGGUAAUAUUUGUGUUCCAUCAAACAAACAUUGUCCAUUAUCUGGUUUACAAAAAGAUAAUACAAGAAAUAAUGAUAGAAAUGCUAUUAAAAUUGGAACGGAUAAUUAUAUCAAAUUAUUUGAAAAUUCAUCUCCUAUUGUUAGUAUUGAAGUUGUCCCAGGAAUUGGAUAAGAUAAUUCAUCUCCUUGUUACAAUCAUAAAUUAAAUCCUAAAUUUUAAUCAUCUAAAUAUUACCCUCUUGCUAAAAGACCUGAAAUUGGUUGUGAUAAUUUUAAAGAUUUACAAUCUCAUCGUGUUACUUUGAAUACAUUUUCAGCUCAUCAAACUUAUUAAUAAAAUGGUUUGACUGAUGUACUAUCUAAAUUACCAUUUUAUCAAAACUAUGAAGAUAACUCUGAUACGUAUGCAUUAGAAGCCAUAAAGAAAAUUUAAAUUAAUACUAAUGAAUUCUGUUAGAAAUUAUCACCUAAAGAAAUUGAUUAAAUCUCUAAAAGUGGAUAAAGAGUCUAUAAAUCAGAAAGAGCAAUGUCUUUAAUAAUUAUUAUAAGUGUAGGAAUCGUUCUUUUCCUUGUUCCUAUUUUGUAUCUAAUGAAAAAUAGAGUAAAUUUAUUUAAAUAGUUUUGUAGAUUUUCUAAUGGAUUGAUAUGACUGAAUUUCAUUAACCUAAGUUCUUAUGUGGAAUUGCAUUAAUCGUUGCCUUAUUGUGUAUUGCUUUAGGAGCUGUUUAUUUAAGUGAAGUAGAUGGAAAUGUAAUAAUAAAAUUCUUAUUUCAUUUAGAAUGGACUAAGAGAACAUAAUACUCAAUUCUCUAAGUACCUUGAUAAAAAUUGCUUCCCAGAUGAAGGAUUAAAAUUGGUAUAUAUAUAAUAUCAUUAUUUCAGGCUGUUACUCAAGUUAAUUAAUUUGCUAAGAAUACCUACUCUUCCACUUAUUCUUUGGUUAUUGCAGCAUUUUAUGUUAGUAUCAUUUUUAUCGUACUCUUAAUCAUUUUUGUUGCUUACUAAUACUUUUCACACAAAUCCUUGUUUGACAAUCCUUGGAUUCCCAGAUAAUAAGAAUAUUCAGAAUUUCAUUGAUCC
Molecule: messenger RNA, 1882 nt
Organism: Paramecium sonneborni
Lineage: Eukaryota; Ciliophora; Oligohymenophorea; Peniculida; Parameciidae
Source: the annotation of a GenBank genome assembly